UUAAAGACUCCUAUUCAAACUCCUCUUCCCACCACCACCACCGGGUCUCAUAUGACAUGCCAGCAGUUUAUUACAGCUAUUUACAUGUCCAUUGGAGUUGGAUGUUGCUGGGUGACUUGUGUGGCUGAAUUCAGGCUCAGGAUUCAGAGUGGGGUGUUCACAUAUGAUGGCAGGCUUUUGGGCAUCAAGGACUCACUCAAAGCUGUGUCUCAGGACAUGUGUAGCUAUUCUGCUCCUCCUAGUCUUCUUUCAUAUAGCUCAAAGACAUGGCAACCAGGAGGAAAUAUAUAAGAGGGAUCUUCUAGCAUCGACAGAAAUCCCGGCAGAGUAUAUUGAUCCAACUUCCAUAGAUCUCACUCCCUUGGUCAAUACGUUAAUUCAUUCAACACAAUUAGGCUCAAGUCAGCUCUUCUCUUUGUUGAGUGUGACCUCACACAGCUCCCUGGCUCUUCACAAGCUCACUCUACUGGUCUAUAACAUUUCUAAUUUCAGAACAAUCGCAGACAACAUGUUUCCAAGAAGGUAUUGCUAUUGUGUAACAAACGAGACAAACGACUUAACAGACUUCACUGCCAUAUUGUUGGAUGUUAUGGGAAAUUCCACAAGCUAUCUACAAGAGCUAUUCAAAUCUAGCUCCAUAUUAUCAGUGAGCCAAAAUAAUAUUUCUGGCUGCAUAUACAUCUGUGUAAUGGCAGGUAAAUCAGAUAAAUACCUGUCUCAACUCUGGGAAGUUGACUCCAUCAUGCCUCUGUUCAAUCAGACCAUUACAGAAAGUGCACAUAAAGGUAACCAUUCUGUCAAUUUUGAUCCGUCCCUAACCAGUAGAGUCCACUCCACUGCACAUGUAUCUUCCACAGCCUCAGAAAUGACCUCUACAGCUCCACCGACCACAACCAGUAGAACCAGAACCACAUCCUUCUUGACCUCAACAAGAGCUCAACCCACCACAACCACACCCUCACCGACUACAAAGACCAGAACCAGAACUACAGGUCGACCGACCUCAAUAUCAGUUCCUCAUACCACUACAAGCAGAACUACAGUCCUAAUGACCCCAACUACAGCCCUUCCGAUCACAAUCACAGCCCAACCAACCAUAACCAAAGCCCCACCGUCCACAACCACAGCCCAACAAAGUAGAUCUACAGCCCUACCAACCACAACCCAAUCAACCACAGACCGACCAACCACAUAUACAGCCCUACCAACCACAGCCCAACCAACUACAGCUUUACCAAUCCCAGCCCUACUGCCUACAACUACAGUCCUACCCACCACAACCACAGCCCAACCAACCACAACUACAGCCCUACGAAUCAUGACCACAUCCACGCCAACUGCAGCUCAACCAAUUCCAACCUCAGUGCAACUGACCAAAGUCCCAUCAUCCACAACCACAGACCAACUGACCACAACAGCUCAACCGACUACAACCACACCACAACUGACCACAGUCCAAGUGACGACAACCACAACCCAACUGACCACAACCACAGACCAACCAACCACAGCCUUGCCACCCACAAUCAGAUUCCGAAUGACAACAACCCCAGUUCGACUUACUAUGACCACAACCCCAUCGACCAUAACCGCAAUCCUGAUAACCGCAACCAAAGCACAACCAACCACAGACCCACCAGCCACAGGCCAAGCUAUUACAACCACACCACAAUUGCCCACAGCCCAACAAACUACAACCACAACACAACUAACUACAACCACAGCCCCAUGGACCAUUACCAAUAUAACCACGACCGCAACCAGAGUGAUCACCAAAGCACCCAUCACAGAGAAACCAGGCUGCCCAUGGAGAAGGCCUGGCUUGACCAAAAUAGAAGAGCGGCGUGACAACUCCAUUACUAGCAGCACCACCACUGUGAGUGCUCACAAGCUACAGCCCUGCGUACUCGAGCUCUGCAAGUUCUUCUCCCAGUGCCUCUGCCACUCCUACAGCUACAAGACUCACAUGAAGAGGUAUUGUGCUGAUAGUCACCUGUGGUAUGAGAAACAUACCUUUGAGGUGUGUAGACGGGUCAGAAGAGUCUCUUUCUCCAGAAAUCUAAAACAGAGGUGCCUUGCAAGAAUGUGCAACAAACUCUGGCCAGAGUGGAAAAGAAACAGAGAGAGCGGGAUAUACUGAAGUUGGAGAGGAGAUUACACAGGAAGAACCACUGAAGUAUGCACAUUCUGAUGUAACUAAGUGCACAGUGUUUUUUUCUGAAUCCAAUAAAUUGAAAAUAUUUUCUUUCGAACCACA
Molecule: messenger RNA, 2257 nt
Organism: Oncorhynchus tshawytscha (Chinook salmon)
Lineage: Eukaryota; Metazoa; Chordata; Actinopteri; Salmoniformes; Salmonidae
Product: HERV-H LTR-associating protein 1
Exons: 14
Coding region: 164-2140 (658 amino acids)
Source: RefSeq, a predicted model, not a curated record